AUGGAGCCCUUUGAUGAAGUCGAGCCCGUGAACGCGUCCAACGACAGCUUCCCUCCUUCCGCUGUGGACGAGAGCACGGAGAGCCUCGCCUUUCAGAUCAGCCUGGCUCUGCUCCUCUCGGCCAUCACGCUCGCCACCACUUUGUCCAACGCUUUCGUCAUCGCGACCAUCUCUCAGUCCAAGAAGCUGCAAACUCCGGCCAACUUCCUGAUCGCCUCCCUGGCCGUCACGGACCUCCUGGUGUCCAUCCUGGUGAUGCCCAUCUGCGUCCUGUACACGGUGACGCACACCUGGACGCUCGGGCAGGUGGUCUGCGACAUCUGGCUCUCCUCGGACAUAACGUGUUGCACCGCGUCCAUCCUCCACCUGUGCGUCAUUGCCUUGGAUAGAUACUGGGCCAUCACGGACGCGGUGGAGUACUCCAAGAAGCGCACGCCGGCGCGCGCCGCCGGGAUGGUGGCCACGGCGUGGGUGAUCGCCAUCUCCAUCUCGCUGCCGCCGCUCUUCUGGAGGCAGGUGAAGGUGGAGGAGCUGACCAGCUGCAGCGUCAACACGGACCACAUCUUCUACACCAUCUACUCCACCUUCGGGGCUUUCUACAUCCCCACGCUGCUGCUCAUCGUCCUCUACGGGCGGAUUUACGUGGAGGCGCGCAAGCGGAUCCUCAAGCAGUCCCCUAAGAAGGCCGGGAAGAGGCUCACCUCCGCGCACCUCACCAGCUCCCCUGCGUCCGUGGCUUCCACGACCCCCCUGCAGUGCGGGAGGCACGACCCCCCCUCCAGCGACACGGGCUCCUCCAUCAGCGACAACCAGGUGAAGGUGACGGUGUCCGACGCGCUCCUGGAGAAGAAGCGCAUCUCGGCGGCCAGAGAGCGGAAGGCGACCAAGACUUUGGGGAUAAUCCUCGGCGCCUACAUCGUCUGCUGGCUGCCAUUUUUUAUUUACACCCUGCUGGUGGCCACGUGCGACACGUGCCUGAACCUGGAGCUGUUUGACUUCUUCACCUGGCUGGGAUACCUGAACUCCCUCAUCAACCCCAUCAUCUACACCAUGUCCAACGAGGACUUCAAGAAAGCUUUCCAAAAGCUCGUGCGCUUCAGAUGCUGCAGCUUGUGA
Nematolebias whitei (Rio pearlfish) is the source of this 1116-nucleotide messenger RNA. RefSeq names its product 5-hydroxytryptamine (serotonin) receptor 1B (gene htr1b). Bases 1 to 1116 code for a protein of 371 amino acids. The transcript has a single exon. Gene Ontology annotation, biological process: regulation of behavior; chemical synaptic transmission; vasoconstriction. Gene Ontology annotation, molecular function: G protein-coupled serotonin receptor activity. Gene Ontology annotation, cellular component: plasma membrane. The record is from RefSeq and is a predicted model, not a curated record. Lineage: Eukaryota; Metazoa; Chordata; Actinopteri; Cyprinodontiformes; Rivulidae.